Molecule: messenger RNA, 5068 nt
Organism: Pieris rapae (cabbage white)
Lineage: Eukaryota; Metazoa; Arthropoda; Insecta; Lepidoptera; Pieridae
Gene: Frmd5
Product: FERM domain-containing protein 5
Exons: 12
Coding region: 442-2088 (548 amino acids)
Cellular component (GO): cytoskeleton
Molecular function (GO): cytoskeletal protein binding
Source: RefSeq, a predicted model, not a curated record
CUGUUCAUACGGAUCCGGAUAUCCGUAUGAAUCUUCUUAGCCAUAUAAUUAAUAUAUUAUGUCUUUUUGGUAGCGUUAUAACUUAAUUCGGAGAAAAACGACAUGCUAAAUUGCUAUAUGUCAAACAACCAGCUGCAUUCUGACAAUUAGUUAAAAGACAUUUUCGCGGAUAACCUAUAUAGUCAUAUUUUCUUGAUUUUGAAAAAAAAAAACAUAACAUGCAGCUCCGAUUCCGAAACGUUGUAUAGUUUUCACUUACGUCUUGCCAUUAAUAUUUUUAAAAAGCCCGUGUAUUAAGGGUUUAUAUUUACUAGUUAUUUCUGGUCAUAAUAAUUAAAUUUUAUUUAUGUAAUUUAAUUAAUAUCAUGAUGGACAGUAAUAGUUAUACAUUUUACAAAUAAAUUUAGUAUUUUUUAUUUGAUUUUAAUAAUCAAAUUCAAUAUGUUUAAAAGCCGCGGCGAUAGUAAUAUUGUUUAUAAAUGUACAGUACGGUUAUUGGAGGAUACAGAGAUUUUAGAAUGCGAAUUUCAUCCUAGUUAUAAAGGAAAAUUCUUACUGGAACAUGUUUGCCAACAAUUAAAUUUAACUGAAACAGACUACUUUGGUCUAAGAUAUGUGGAUACUAAUGGUCAACGGCAUUGGCUACAUUUAGCCAAAUUAAUACUAAAACAAGUUAAGGAUGCAACACCAAUAUUGUUUAGUUUCCGGGUGAAAUUUUAUCCUCCAAACCCAUUAUUGCUAAAGGAAGAUGUCACUCGGUUUCAAAUUUAUUUACAAUUGAAAAGGGAUUUACUUCAUGGAAGACUUUAUUGCACUGCAAAUGAAGCUGCAAUGCUCGGUGCACUUAUCAUCCAGAUUGAACUUGGUGAUUAUGAUCCAAAUAUUCAUGUCGGGAAUUAUGUGACAGAAAUGAGGCUUUUGCUAAGACAGACUGAUGCCAUUGAGGCUAGAAUACAGGAAAUACAUCAAGAGCCAGUGGAAGGUACUCCGGGUGGUACAGGUGGAGUUAAAGGAAUGUCCACACAGGAGGCAGAACGUACAUUCCUUAAAAUUGCCUGUCAACUUGACACUUACGGUGUUGAUCCACACCCUGUUAAGGAUCACAGGGGCAAUCAACUGUACUUAGGUAUUAACCAUUGCGGUAUAUUAACAUUCCAAGGGAGCAGAAAGACGCAUCAUUUCAAAUGGUCUGAAGUGCACAAAAUAAAUUUCGAAGGACGAAUGUUCAUCGUUCAUCUUAACUAUCCAGAGAAAAAGCAUACGGUUGGUUUCAAAUGUCCGAGUGGCGCCGCAUGCAGGCACGUGUGGUGUUGUGCGAUUGAACAAAUGCUAUUUUUUACAUUACCUUCGUCAUCUGACGCUUGCGUCUACUCCGGUGGAGGGUUAUUCUCAUGGGGCACUAAGUUUAAGUACGUGGGCCGAACAGAGAGGGAAAUAUUAGAAAGAGAUGGCCUGCUGUCGUCUAGAGACUCACAGGAUGAGGGCUCAAGUACUGGCGGGAAACGAAAGGCGUCUAGCGUACCAGCGACGCCUUCCACUCCUAUGACGGGAGAUUUUGCUAAAUUCAAGAUGUUUAUAGGCUACAGCAGCUUACCAAGAUCUACACACAGUGCCCCGUUGGAAGAGAGUGCGAUUCCAGGAUCUAAUAUUCCGGAUGGUGAGGCUUGUACUGGCGGAUGUUUGCUUAGCGGCGCCGCUGUUGAUAUCGCACUUUGUGACCACUUUAGGACCGUGUCUGAUGAUAAAACAGCCUGUGCUGAGUAUACGCGCGAUUCAUUCGAGCACUCUUCAACCGAAUCGGGAGCGACAACCCACGCUACGCACGUGUCACACUCGUCACAGCCCGCGGACGACUGGCGACCUCCCGCCCUUCAACCUCCCCCCCGACCUUUCAGCCUACUCCGCGCUUUCGUUCCAUCCUUUUUGUUUGUAUGGCUCUCUCUCGCUCUAGGAAUUCUUCUCCUAUUCGAAACCGAUUGGCCACUUUUCAGACCCCUAAAGCGAAAACCAGAACUUGUCUCGCUAAGGCAUCACUACUACGCGCCAUUGAAGGAGUAUCUCAAAAAGAAGGUUGUUGAGCUUUUUUGAUUCGAAAAUUUUAGAGUUUGUGGAACAUUCGAGAAGACUUGUUUCAGGGGAUAUUUUACUUGGAGGGGAUUUAUCUAAUAAUGACAUUAAGUGCAAAUUAUUUCUAAAACAAUAUUAGAAUUGACAUGAAAUAUGCAGUAAAACUGAAUCUGGGAGUGUAGAUCUUAAAUUUAGUUUAGCCUUUAUUCAAGUGUAGUGUGAAGCUACGGAUAUUCUUCAAUAGAUUUUUUUAUAUUACCAAUAUUCAUUUAGCUGGCCUAAGCGUUUGAGAUUCGUUAAAUCUCUAUAAUUAACGGAUACCGAUAGGUAAACGUGACAGUAGUCAAUUCUGAUGUGUCAAAUUUUUGGACACGUUUUAACGAAGAGAAUUAAAUAUAUUAUGGCAUAGUAUAGCAAAACUUACAGUUUUAUAAAUUUGGUUACGGGGCCUUUGAAGUAUUACGUAAGCAUGUUUACUGCAAUUUACCCUCCCCCCCUUUUCUCAGCAAAAGUAAGAAAAGCUCUCAAAAAUAAAGGUAUUAUGUUUUUGUAGGAAUCCUCGAAAAUGCAUUUAGUUUUCAAGCAUAGACAAUGUGUGCGUAAUAUGAAGGUAAUAAUAAUUACUUUUGACGUAAUUACCAAAUAAGAAAAUCAAAGACACCCCCUAUAGUGCUUACGUAAUACUUGAUCGGCCCCUGAACCAAGUUUGAGUGGAUCAAGUUAAGCGCUAAGUAUGACUUCCGUAUGUCAAUUUCCAGGAUAUUAUACGUAAACGACUUAGCGCUAAAUCUACUUCCAUAAUACUAACCUUAGUCUUGACCAGCGUUGUCAAUUUUUUUUAUGCCAAGUCCAGAUUUUGGAACUUUUUGAGCGAAAAAAGCGGGAUUCGUUUGUCGGAAGUGGGACAGAAAAAAAUUAUUUGAAAAUCGGGACGUUUGGCAACGGGGUUUUGAAUUGUCUCUGUUAAAAACUUCCCUGUUCUUUUAAAACAUGUCAAGAAAUAUUCGUAUUUCUAUUUAUAAUAUAAAUAAAUAUACACCAUAAUAUAUUCAAAUCGCUUUGUGUUGCGGAAGUAAUCCGUGUUAUGUAAGUUUUAUAACUGCUUGCUUUAGAGGUUAAAUUGCACAAAUUAGGUAGGUUCACGCGAGGUUUUAGCAAAUAUUUUUUAUAAUUGCAGCGGCUUAGGUUAAAAUAACUAUAGGUAAAAAUAUUAUUCUAUAAGUGUUAAGUUAAAUUUACGCACAUGAUUGGAGACGACGCGUAUCGCAAAUAUUGGUGUUUUUAAGGUUAUACUAAAAGUACUAUUGGACAUGCCAACAUCCCUCACAACAUCAUCACACUUCAUUAACCAUAUGACUAUUUAAAUUCGGGCCUCGGAAGUUCAUGUUGAUCGCGAGUGGUCUACAACAUUCUUACAUGCGCGAACCAUUUCCAUUCCAUUUCUGCCCAAUUCGUAGGACUAUAAAACGUGGGCACAUAGUCCGAGCUGACCUUGAUGCCCACAGGCAACAGCGAUAUCUCCUUUAAAAAUACACGCUUGCUACCUUGCCUGUCAUACAGUUACAAAAUUUUUACAUAGAAAAAUCAUUGCUAAAACACAAGAAUUUAUAUUUACGAUUGUUUUAAUUUAUUAUGUAUAUUGUUUAUUAAUUUUAUAGAUGUAUUUAUUUAAAAAUUGUGAUGUUAUAAAUGCACAGAUUAGUAAUAUUUAAGCACUAGUCUCAAAUCGCUAGCAAAAAGCAUUUGUUUAGGUUCAUAAUCAAUUGCACAAAUUCAGCUCUCUAGAUUAAACACGCUUAUUAAUUAUUAUUCCACUAAGAGUAGGUUAGAAAUAUAUCUAGAUGUAUUUUAAAUAAUAUAUUUAUUUUAAGAGUUUAUAUUUUGAAAAUUUUGUGGUUUUCUGCGCUUUAAGAAACAAUUUCUGAACGUAAAUCGCCAUAUUAACAUUCCUAAAUAAUCUUUAAUAGAGUGGCUUUGAUUAUAUGACUGAAGUGUAACUGCAUUUAUUAUUUUAAUAUCAAUACAAUCUUAUCAUUGACAGUAUAAGGUUUUUACUUUCUAAACCAGAAUCUCAAGUAAAAAUUAUAAUUAGUUGUAUAUUAAAAGUUUAUUUUUAAGUAAAUAGUUAGGCACUUAAACUAAUGCUUAAAACGCACGUAACGCCUUGAUGAAUACCUGAGUACUUUAGCUUUCCUAGUCACUUUUGUAAAUAAUUUAGCAUAGAUAAUAUCGGUAUUAAUAUGUACAAAUUCACAAAUAGCUAUUGAAUGUUGUUUGUUAACAUUUUAUAACUGUUUGAGUCUUAUGUGUGUGUGUGUUUAUGAAAACAUUGAGUAAUAAGAAUCACGUCCUACUUUAGUGCAAGCUUACAUUGUUUUUAUUAAGUCUAGUCAAUGGAACUCGCAAGUUUGCGCAUGAUUGCAAUGAAUUGAUGCCCGCGUACCAAUUGAAUAAACAGUAUGCAAAGGUUAAUUAAUUGACUUAUUGUAAUGUAUACUCUAUGGUUUGGGAAUAGAGUCGAGAGUACAGAUAGAAGUAUUCUGUGUUGCCAUAGCGCUAUUAUUUCUGUGGACCAACAUUAAUUUUGUACAUGUAAAAAUGUUAUUUUUUAAUACUGCUUUACAACUUUUACAGCUCCAGUAGUAUUAAGACAUAGUAAUGCUUGUACUUGGAAAUUUUGUAAAAUGGAUUAGCCUAAAGAUCAGUAGUGACAUUGCGUCCAUUCGAUUCCCAUAUAAAUGUAUAAUGUUAAAACGCAAUAAACUUUCCGAUUCUUUUAGUGUUAAAAAAGCCCUCGAACAUUUGUUAAAUUCUUAUUAUUAAAGAGGUCAUUUUUAUGAUUAAUAAACAUUUUUUUAGUAAUACUAAUUAUGGUAUUUGUGUUUGAAUACUAAAGCCAAAUAUUUGAUAUGCAUAAAAAUUGUACAAUAUCGGCAUGUAACAUAAGCACAAAUUGAAAUAAUAUAGCCAUUAUAAAGUUUGAAUAAAACACUUGCCAGUC